AUACCCCAGAAUUUACCCGGCUCCAUCACCCUGCAGCCAGGACCAGAGGACACAGGGAAGGCCUGCGGAGUCGACUUUGAGAUCAGUGCCUUUUGUGCCAAAUCACUGGAAGAAAAAAGCCACAAAAGGAACUCUGUGCGGCUCAUCAUCAGAAAGGUGCAGUUCGCUCCAGAGACGCCCAGCCCCCAGCCCUCAGCUGAAACCACACGCCACUUCCUCAUGUCUGACAGGAGGUCCCUGCACCUAGAGGCUUCCUUGGACAAAGAGCUGUACUACCACGGAAAGCCACUCAGUGUCAACGUUCAUGUCGCCAACAACUCCGCCAAGACCGUCAAGAAGAUCAGAGUCUCUGUGAGACAGUAUGCCAACAUUUGUCUCUUCAGCACCACGCAGUACAAGUGCCCUGUGGCUCAGCUUGAGCAAGAUGACCAGGUGUCUGCCAGUUCCACAUUCUGCAAGGUGUACACCAUCACCCCGCUGCUCAGCCACAACCGGGAAAAGCGUGGCCUCACCCUGGACAGGCAGCUUAAGCAUGAAGACAACAACUUGGCUUCCAGCACCAUAGUGAAGGAGGGAGCCAACAAGGAGGUGCAGGGAAUCCUGGUGUCCUACAGAGUCAAGGUGAAGCUGGUGGUGUCUCUAGGCGGGGAUGUCUCUGUGGAGCUGCCUUUUGUUCUCAUGCACCCCAAGCCCCAUGACCACAUCACGUUUCCCAGACCCCAGUCAGCACCCCGGGAAACAGAUGUCCCCGUGGAUACCAACCUCAUCAAAUUUGAUACCAAUUAUGCCACAGACGAUGACAAUGUGUUCUAG
Messenger RNA from Arvicola amphibius (Eurasian water vole), 813 nucleotides. Its product is annotated as beta-arrestin-2-like. Bases 220 to 813 code for a protein of 197 amino acids. Gene Ontology annotation, biological process: G protein-coupled receptor internalization; signal transduction; positive regulation of ERK1 and ERK2 cascade. Lineage: Eukaryota; Metazoa; Chordata; Mammalia; Rodentia; Cricetidae. The record is from RefSeq and is a predicted model, not a curated record. Gene Ontology annotation, cellular component: cytoplasm. The transcript has a single exon. Gene Ontology annotation, molecular function: angiotensin receptor binding.